AUGCCCACCUAUCUUAGCGGCGCUGGAUAUCUUAUUAAAGGGGAAUACAUCGAACACAUCUUACGAGGAGCCCUGCGCGUGCCCAUAGUGCACCUAGAAGACAUCUACUUCACGUAUCUAGUGGCCCACAAGCAUUUGGGGCUGGUCCUCACUCACGACAGUAGACUGUCUCCUUUCAAACCUUGGUGGAAAGCCGGCUGCGUCUACUGGAACUUCGCGUCCCUCCAUGGCCUGACUCCUGCAGAAAUCUACCACGCCUGGUCUUGCAUCGAAACAUUAAUAUUGAAGUACAAGACGAUUGCCGGUGUGUGCCAAUAUUUUAAUUAUUGUUUUGGUUGGUUCAUGGCUCUUGCUGUGUACUAAGCGUUGUUUUGUCAAAUGUUUGCUCCAGAUUUUUCUUUGAAGGGUUACUGAGAUUGAGAAUGAGGAGCUCGUAUUUAAAAACGCUUGUCUAUUGGAGAGAGAUAAACAAUGGCACUUGAAGAAAAACUGGUUCUGAGUCUAUAUUUGGCUUAGGAUUUGCUAAGAGUUAAGCCAUUGGACUUCUUCCGAAUGCAUAAUAUGAAUUUCGAAUUCAUUAUGAGGGAUUGUCUGAGCUAUUUUAACAAUCACAAUAUUAACC
Molecule: messenger RNA, 622 nt
Organism: Helicoverpa zea (corn earworm)
Lineage: Eukaryota; Metazoa; Arthropoda; Insecta; Lepidoptera; Noctuidae
Product: beta-1,3-galactosyltransferase 1-like
Exons: 2
Coding region: 1-363 (120 amino acids)
Source: RefSeq, a predicted model, not a curated record